This is a messenger RNA of Psylliodes chrysocephalus, 784 nucleotides long. The record is from the annotation of a GenBank genome assembly. NCBI's taxonomy places the organism in Eukaryota, Metazoa, Arthropoda, Insecta, Coleoptera, Chrysomelidae.
GUUUAACCUAAGUGGUAUGGGACAACCUAUAAAUGAUAAGGAUGAGAAUGAAAACUCGGAUAAAGACAUCGAAAAUAAUGAUAAUGUAGAGGCAGAAGUCACUGAAGAGUCCGAAGACUCAGAUGAGGGCAUGAAUGUCCCUCUUACUAAAAUAUGCUUUGUUAAAACAAACAAAGAAAAUGAAAGCGGCGAUACCAUAAGUGUUUCAUAUUUGGGGAAAACUUUUGAAAGUGUUCUUCCUAUUUCAAAAUAUUCCGUUAAAAAGAGCGACUGGCUGGUUGUUGCUUUUCCGGCUUCUUUUGGAAAAACAAGGAAAAAUAAAUAUUUUAUUGGCGAAGUUUUGGAUAUUCUUGGCGGAUCAGAUUUUGAAAAAACAUUUUUAAAAUACCGGCCAAGCUAACAAUUCCCGGACCAUCCAUUUGAGUUUCCCACCGUACCUGAUGUGUCCAUGUUUACAUUUCAAAAAAGUUUUAGGUAAAGUUUUUCCAUUUGAAGAUGGCGCUGGCACGUCCAAAAGAGAAGUAUUAAGAUUUGCAAUUACGCAAAAUGAUCUCAACUAAGUUACCUAGUUUACGAAAGAGUUCCUUUUCCGUCAAAAAAUUUAGGAUUUUCUAUUUAGGUAAAACAAACAUUUCUCUAAGAAGUUUUAGAUUUUCUCUUGUUAGUUUAUAGUUUUAGUUUAGCAAGUCACUACAAAGUGUUUCUCUACAAAGUAAGAUUAUUGUAUUAGGAGUUAAUAGUUUUGGAUUAUUUAUCACUCUAAAAUGUUUCUCUAAGAAUUUAU